Chanos chanos (milkfish) is the source of this 2888-nucleotide messenger RNA. It is a transcript of the gene ddx27, whose product is annotated as DEAD (Asp-Glu-Ala-Asp) box polypeptide 27. Gene Ontology annotation, molecular function: nucleic acid binding; RNA helicase activity; ATP binding. Gene Ontology annotation, cellular component: cytosol. The coding region runs from base 204 to 2543 and encodes 779 amino acids. The transcript is spliced from 21 exons. The record is from RefSeq and is a predicted model, not a curated record. NCBI's taxonomy places the organism in Eukaryota, Metazoa, Chordata, Actinopteri, Gonorynchiformes, Chanidae.
UUGCGUUCAGAGGAAAAAAUACAUACACAGUGUUUAAAAUAUUUGUAUGUGCGUGAGUUUAUGCGAACGACAAAUACACCCAGUUUGGGAAAGACCCAUAAUCGUUUUAGUCCCAACUUCACGACAGUGAACGUGAGAUCACGAGUUAGCAUAUAGUUGUUACCUGUUUACUAUUGAAACGAUUCAUUUGUGACACCAACACAAUGUUGUCGGAUUUUGAUCUUAUUGGAACGAUCAGUGACAACGAGGACGUACCGGAGGACCCUGAUUCUGCGUCGGACGACGAAACGGAGCAGCCGAUACUAUUGGGCAAAGAGAAAAAAGCGCUGAAGCGUCUAGGCCGCGGAGACUUCAGCGCCGAUUUUGAGUUUGGAGAGAAAGAUGGACUUAACAGUGGAGACUGGGCUAUGGCUGAUGUUAUGGCUCAGCUGAAGAAGAGGAGAGCACCCACCACAUUGGAUGAGAAGAUUGAGAAAAUUCGCAAAAAACGCAAAACUGAAGAGAAGGCACAGAAAGAAGGCACGAAACCAGAAAUAUCAGUGACAAAGGUGAAGGACGAUGAAGACGAUGAUGACGCAAACCAUGAAGAGGAAGAUGAAGCCGACAGUGAGGAGGAGGAAAAGGAUGGAGGCAGUGAUGCCUCAGAGGAGGAUGAUGAUGAUGAUGAUGAUGGCAUGGAGUUUUCAUCUGGAGAUGAAGAAGUCCUUAAAAAAGCAGAUACUCUGAGGGAGAAAGCCAAGAAGGGAAAGACGACGACUGGAGAAGAGGUUCCAGAGGCCUUCUUUGAGGAUGCCUCUCACUAUGAUGAGAGUCUCACUUUCCAGGACAUGAAUCUGUCCAGACCACUCCUCAAAGCCAUCACUGCUAUGGGAUUUAAACAGCCGACACCCAUUCAGAAGGCCUGUGUGCCAGUGGGGUUGCUGGGGAAAGAUAUUUGUGCCUGCGCUGCCACGGGAACGGGUAAAACUGCAGCGUUCAUGCUGCCUGUCCUGGAGCGUCUCAUCUAUAAGCCACGGGAGACUCAGGUGACCCGUGUGCUGGUUCUGGUGCCAACCCGUGAGCUGGGCAUUCAGGUACACUCAGUGGCACGACAGUUGGCACAGUUCACCAACAUCACCACCUGCCUGGCUGUUGGUGGGCUGGACCUGAAGUCACAGGAGGCGGCGCUGAGAGCGGGGCCUGAUGUUCUGAUUGCCACGCCCGGACGUUUGAUUGAUCACUUACACAAUACGCCUUCCUUUGAGCUCAGCCAAAUUGAGAUUCUCAUUCUGGAUGAAGCUGACAGGAUGUUGGAUGAAUACUUUGAGGAGCAGAUGAAGGAGAUUAUAAGAAUGUGCUCCUAUCAGAGACAGACAAUGCUUUUCUCUGCCACUAUGAGUGAAGAGGUGAAAGACUUGGCGUCAGUCUCUCUGAAGCAGCCAGUGAGGAUCUUUGUCAACAGUAACACAGACGUGGCCCCAUACCUCAGACAGGAGUUUGUGAGGAUUCGACCGGCCAGAGAGGGGGACAGGGAGGCCAUCGUGGCAGCUUUGCUGACCAGGACGUUCCAGGACCAUGUCAUGCUCUUCACCCAGACAAAGAAGCAGGCCCACCGCAUGCACAUCCUGCUGGGCCUGAUGGGCCUGAAGGUGGGAGAGCUCCACGGUAACCUGUCUCAGACCCAGAGACUGGAGAGCCUCAGGCGGUUUAAAGAUGAACAGAUUGACAUCUUGGUGGCCACAGAUGUAGCAGCCAGAGGUUUGGAUAUAGAGGGAGUCAAAACAGUCAUAAACUUCACGAUGCCAAACACGGUAAAGCACUACGUCCACAGGGUUGGGCGAACGGCUCGGGCAGGGAAGGUGGGCCGCUCUGUGUCUCUGGUCGGCGAAUCGGAGAGGAAGAUGCUGAAAGAGAUUGUUAAGAAAGCCAAGACCCCUGUCAAAGCCAGAGUUAUACCUCAAGAGGUGAUCCUGAAGUUCAGAGACCUGAUAGAGAAACUGGAGAGAGAUGUGUAUGCUGUGAUGCGAUUGGAGAAAGAGGAGAGAGAGAUGGUCCACUCUGAAGCCCAGAUCAACGCAGCCCAAAACAAACUCACACAGAGCACAGACGAGAAACAACCUCCAAGAACCUGGUUUCAAACGAACGCAGAGCGUAAAAAAGAUCGAAUGACUAAAGCUCUACAGGAGUUUGACUUGGCCCUGAGAGGAAAGAAGAAACGGGCCCAGUUCCUGAUGCAAGGCAAAAAGAAAGAACUAACGGCUGAGGAAAGAGCACAGUUUGAGCUUCUGAAGUCUCAGAUGUAUGCAGAGCGCGCAGCCAAGCGUGAGCGUAAACACAAACGAGCUCGGGCCAUGCCGGAGGAAGAGCCCGUGAAGAAAGGACCAAAGCAGAAUGCUGGUAAACCUGGAAAGAAGUCUGUGUUUGACAAGGAGCUGACCAAUACCAGCAGAAAGGCACUGAAACAGUACAGGGCAGGGCCCUCUUUUGAGGACAGAAAGAGACUGGGACUCCCAAACAAGAAAGGAGGCCGGUUCAAGUCAAAAGCAAAGUACAGAAGAAAAUGAAGCGGUGCUAGAUUUAAAUUUUUACAAGACUGUUUAAUCUGAGAAUUAUCAACAUGCCAGGCACAGUGGUUCUAAAUCUUCUGAGUGGAGAUGAAUAAUCUUCAAUGUUAAGUUUGUUCCUUGAAUAAAAUAUUACCUCAGCCAUUCAUCUGGUGAUGAUAACUGUUUGACUGUUUGAACCGUGCUUUUUGAAGCUGAAUGCCCAGGAUGUGGAAGAGGACAGUGUCUUGUUCAUGAGAAGUCUGCUUCAUCUGACAGUGUGUAAACUUUUCAGAUUACUUUCAAAAGAGGAGUAUGAAAACUGACCUCAGAUUUCAUGUGUUUAAAAAUGUUAACUUGGAUACU